AUGAAUCAAAAACAUGUACAAAUGGUGCAUGGUCAUUUAUCAAAAAAACAUUUUGAUGGUGCUAAACAUAGAACAAAAUCAACAGCAGCUCUUAGUGAAAAUCAACCAAAUGAGCGUACCACUACCAUCGCACGUAAUUUGGAAAAAUUACGUUUGGAAGUAAUAAGAACUGAAGCACGCGUCAAUUUUCUACAAGAAUGUAAGAAAAACAAUAUAAUACCAAGAGGAAUGAUAAUAAAAAGUAAUUAUAAUAUCUACAAGAAUAACAAAUUACUGAGUGAAACAAUGAACAAAAUUAGAGAUAAUACACUUGCAUGGAGACUUAAACAGUUAAGAUCAUAUCAAAUUAAUGCCAACACUCAAAUUUCAAUUCUCAAAUAUUAUAUAGAUACGGAACAAUCACAACGAGAUCAUUCUAAUGCUUUAUCAUGGAUGAUCAAGAAGGUAAAUAAGAUACGAGAUGAAUUAAAAAUAAAACAUGAAAAGAAACUGAAUUAUUUAAUUGAUCAUUUGAAACGUCAUCCGUCUCUUUCUGCACCAAAUAAUAACAACAACAAGUUUGAUAAUAAAAAUACUUACGUAGUGAAUAAUUCCAACAAAACAUUAACUGAACAACAAUUAAAUGUACUAGAAAAAGGUUUAAAAUAUGUACCUACGCCAAAAUCUAUUGAUCUAGUCGAUAUCAUCACUAAUGUCGAAACUUCUCUCAAAUUAACCCCGAAGAUUCUAAAACAAGUAGCAAUAUCUGAAGUCACUGAAUUCGUUCAAAAAUGA
Molecule: messenger RNA, 774 nt
Organism: Didymodactylos carnosus
Lineage: Eukaryota; Metazoa; Rotifera; Eurotatoria; Philodinida; Philodinidae
Source: the annotation of a GenBank genome assembly